CCGUCAGACUCUCUCUCUCUUCUCUCUUUCUCUCUCUCUCUUUAAAUUUUCUCGAACCCCAUUUUCAUACAGACACAAUUUGACAUAAAUAAUAGAAAAAGAAAGCACUUCAUUCAAAAAAAUUCUCUUUUUCCUUUGCUUUUUUCUCUUCCUAAAAAAGCCUUUUUUGCUCUGGAAUGGUGAAGAUUUUAUACAUUUUACUAUCACUAAACUCUUAACUAUGCGGUCUUCAAAAAUUCACACUUUGUCUUCUUCACUACCACUCUCUCCUCAUUCUCCUCAAUCUCACUUUUCUCUCUGCUCUUUCCAUGGCUAUGGGGGGUGGCGGUGGUGGUGUUGUUGAAGUGAUUAAGAGCAAGGGUUGUUCUAGGCUGUUUGUUGGGAUUUCUUCUCCAUUGAAUUCUUUCAAGGGUCUUCAACCAGUUGAGCCAAUGUCCCCUGCUUCCUCCUCUGCUCGGUCCGAGCGAGUGGUUCUCAGAUCAACCGGACCCUUUAAUGGCCUUGUUAUAUGCGUCACUGGACUAUCCAAAGAAGCAAGAAAACAAGUAAAGGAAGCAACUGAAAGAUUAGGUGGCCAGUACAGUCCUAAUUUGCAUCCACAAUGUACCCAUUUGGUGGUUCAAAUAUCCUUUUCUUAUCAAAGUAAAUAUUUUGGUGGACGCAAGUUUGAGCAUGCUUCGAAGCACGGAUCAAGGAAUGGUCUCUUUGUUGUUACACUUGGAUGGUUUGUGGAUAGCGUAAGGAAGAACGUUAGGCUCAGUGAAACGCUUUACAGGAUCAAAAGCCUAGGAGAAAAUAAGGCUUUGGAUGACUGGAAUCGGCUUACUGGCUUUACUGGUGCUGAGAACUCUUGCCUUCCUGUUGGAGUUCGUGGAACUUCACAAUCUGAGACGAGCGAAGAACAUGCACGGUUUUCUGGAAGAGCCUCAGAGAGAAAUGAUGACUUCACUCUAUCUGGUCACUCUAUGUAUGUUGACUUGGAUAUUUCAGCCGAGCUUAGGAAUAAGGUUAUCGAGGCUGCUAGUAGAGAAGGUGCCACAUUUGUAGAUAAGUGGUUUGCUGGUUGCCAUGCGAGUCAUGUUGUGUGUGAAGGGUCUUCUAUCCGGAGAUAUCUUGGCCACUCUAGCAAUCUUGUUACUCCAUUAUGGGUUCUGAAAACAGCCAAGGAAAAGUAUGAGCAAAGGCUUGUGCAUAUGUCAACUGAUUUGGCCAGGCAGGUCAAUCUAAUGCUUGAAGAUUUUCAGAAUGGCAUUGCAAAGGAGGCAUCGAAAACGAGAAGUUUCCCUGAAGAUGCUCCGACUUUUACAAGUAAACCAAGUUUUGUAGAAAGGCAACAUAUAGCAAAUUCUGCUAAAAUUGGAGUCAGAAAUCGCCGUGGUCGUCGCAUGCAGACUUGUCAAACCCCAAUGCGUCCAAUAACUCCUACCAGCCUUCUUGAUUCGAUUUGCUGGUCAAUAUCUGAGCCAACUUCUACAGUUUCUAUUUACACCGAUUCUUUCAGCGCCGGAGAUGGUAGUGAACAGCAUACACCUCAAUUCUUUGAUGCAAAAGGAGAUGGCAAAGAUUCUGAAACUUCCUUCGCAAAUUUGACGCGGCCGCUCACCGAAAGUGAGAAGUCUGAAGUGAUAUUCAAAAACAAUUUUCUUACCAUUUUGUUUCCCGUUGACCGAUUUUCUGAGAUGGGGCCGUCUUCAAGAACGUUUUUCAGUGAUGAAGGCUUCACUUGUUUGCAGGUGCUGGAUCAUGUACAUGCAUUUUAUCAGGAAAACAUGUCGGUUCACGAAACAACGGUUGCAAUCCACACAGACUCGAGGCAUGCUGACCGCCUCCGAUCAAUCUACUCGAGUAAAGAAACAGCAGAGCGCGGUUAUGUGAUAUUCAAACGCAUUGACUUUUUAGGGAGUCGCAGAAGUUUCGAAAUGUUGAAGCGUGUUAAUGGAGACAAUAACAGUAAUGUUUACGAGCUUCUGAUCAGAGCAUGAGAUGAGAUGGUCACUAUUAUCACCACCACCAUUUUGACUUACCCUUUUGGUGUCAUUUGGAGCCAUGUCCAUUGCUUGUUCAAGUUUGAAGAAUGUGCUGUUGAAUUCUUAAUUGAGAGUGUCAAGGUGACAUGGGAAGAGCCUUCUUAUUUUGGGUGCUGUGUGCUACACAAUACAUGUUUGAAGAACUUUUUUUUCUAUAUGGCCUACAAGCUAUGGAGUGCAAAUGUUUUAGUGUGCCAUAUUUUUUUUCUUUCCUUUUAAUACAUAUAUGUAAGAUUAAAUGUGAAUAAGUCAGGUCUGUUGUUUGCUGUGAGUUAAUUCUUUUAAGUGGAAAAAGAAAAAGAUUAUUCUUACUGA
Molecule: messenger RNA, 2342 nt
Organism: Humulus lupulus (European hop)
Lineage: Eukaryota; Viridiplantae; Streptophyta; Magnoliopsida; Rosales; Cannabaceae
Exons: 11
Coding region: 309-1982 (557 amino acids)
Source: RefSeq, a predicted model, not a curated record